Peronospora matthiolae is the source of this 321-nucleotide messenger RNA. The record is from the annotation of a GenBank genome assembly. Lineage: Eukaryota; Oomycota; Peronosporomycetes; Peronosporales; Peronosporaceae.
AUGCGGUGCGCAAACAAGGCCGCUGAGAGAGCGUCUGCACGUCUCUGUGCAGACGCCGUAGCAGAAACCGCUGCAACCGAUUUGUCAUCGGUUGCUAAAGCGUCUCAGCCUGUAUCACAUGGUGAUGCAGAAGCUCGUCAUGAAGACACUCAUGUCUUCACAGAGUAUGAGCUUGGUGUCUCAUACUCUCCUGAUACGGAAGACGGAUCCGUAUCGACGGCGAUCAAAACCAAGCCGCCUGCCAAGCGUGGCAUGGAUGAUGCUGCGCUUUGUAGCAUCUUUGGUUCAUCUGACGAAUCAGAUGAACCAUCGCCAAAGUGA